Thermochaetoides thermophila DSM 1495 is the source of this 1539-nucleotide messenger RNA. RefSeq names its product O-methylsterigmatocystin oxidoreductase-like protein. The transcript is spliced from 3 exons. NCBI's taxonomy places the organism in Eukaryota, Fungi, Ascomycota, Sordariomycetes, Sordariales, Chaetomiaceae. The coding region runs from base 1 to 1539 and encodes 512 amino acids. The record is from RefSeq and is a predicted model, not a curated record. Gene Ontology annotation, molecular function: iron ion binding; monooxygenase activity; oxidoreductase activity, acting on paired donors, with incorporation or reduction of molecular oxygen.
AUGGCCUUGGUCACAAAUGUUCUCGCCGCCGUCGUGGCGGUCGCCCUUUUCAUCCGGCUGUUGUUCACCGGCCGUCGGCCUAAGAAUUAUCCGCCUGGCCCCCCGACCCUGCCAAUUAUUGGUAACCUCCAUCAGAUGCCCAAGCGUGAUGCCCAUCUUCAGUUUGAGAAGUGGGCGCGCGAGUAUGGCCCGAUCUACAGCCUCAUCCUCGGCACCAAGACGCUUGUCGUGCUCAACAGCGACAAGGCCGUCAAGGACCUGCUGGACAAGAAGUCCAACAUGUACUCACACCGUCAAGAAAUGUACAUCGGUCAGACCCUGUGCAGUGGCAACCUUCGCAUUCUGAUGAUGGGCUACGAGCCGCGCUGGCGCAUGUGCCGCAAGCUCGUCCACACCCUGCUCAACAUCUCGGCCGCCAAGUCCUACGUCCCCUACCAAAUACUGGAGAACCGCCAGAUGCUCUACGACAUGAUUGUUCAGCCCGAGCGCUGCAUGUACAACAUCCGUCGCUACACCAACUCGCUCACAACCACCAUGGUCUUCGGCUGGCGUGGCCCGACCUACGAGGAUCCCCGUAUGAUGCAGUUGUUUGAUGGCUUCUCCGAGUUUGCUGAGCUCAAUCAGACCGGCAUGGCUGGUCUUGUCGACUUCUUCCCCUGGCUGCGCAUCCUGCCCGACUUCAUGCUGCCCAUUCGCAAAAAGGCGAAGGAGCUCCACCGCAAGGAGAAAGAGCUGUACAUGGGCCAUUGGCUCAAGGCUAAGCAGGAGACUCUCGCCGCCGGCUCCGACACCACCUCUUCGACUCUGUAUGCCUUCGUCCAAGCCAUGGUGCUCUACCCCGAGGUGCAGAAGAAGGCCCAGGAAGAAAUUGACCGCGUCGUUGGAUCCAAGCGCAUGCCCACCAUGGACGACGAGAAGGAUCUCCAAUAUGUCCGCCAGAUCGUCAAGGAAUCCCUCCGCUGGAUGCCCACCACCAUCAUGGGCGCUGUUCCCCACGCUGUUACCACAGACGACUGGUACGAGGGCUACCUCAUCCCCAAGAAUGCUGGUGUUGUCAACAACGUCUGGGCUAUUCACAUGGAUCCUAAGCGUUACCCCGAUCCUCGCACGUUCAACCCCGACCGCUACAAGGACGACUUCCAAUCUCUGGCCGACGCUGCUGCCAACCCGGAUCCUUCCAAGCGCGACCAAUUUACAUUCGGUGCCGGCCGCCGUAUCUGCCCUGGCAUCCACGUCGCGGAGCGCAGCCUUUUCCUUGGUGUCUCGCGUAUGCUCUGGGCAUUUAACAUCACUCCUGCUCUCGACAAGAAUGGCAAGCCGAUCAUGCCCAAGGCGCAUGAUCUGACUCAGGGCUUUGUCUGCCAGCCGGUUGAGUUCCCUGUCACGAUCACUCCCCGCGAUGAGAGCCGGAAGCAGAUGGUUAUUGAUGAGUGGCGGACUGCAGAGAAGGAGUGGCUUGAUCCGGUGACAAAGCAGUGGAAGGUAUGCCCGCUUGGACCGGCGAAGAGUAGGAGGUUGAGGAAGGAUGAUUUUGAGUAG